UUGUUAUGUAUUUAAAUUUGUUCGUGCUGCUCAAACAGCUAUAAGCUGAAUUGGUUCAUUUGUUCAAGCUGACUUCUAUACUACAGCGUGCUACUUAUAGCUUCACGUGCAUCUUUUGUUAUGUAUACCGUCUUGGAGAUAUUUUAUUGAACAGAUCAGUUCAUGACACUUUUGGGGCGAACAUCAUUAUCCUCGAUCAAUUCUAUUCGACUCCUUUUCUGGCAUCUCUGGUAAAAAGUUUCAGACUGCGUUACAAAGUCGGACAAAAGACGAUUUAAACGAUGCUUGUAACAGGAACCUUGAUCUUGCUGUUCCUUGACAUUGGAAGUAUUUCUGCAAACCAUUGUUCCCCGACGAAUUACGACACGAUCAUAAGAGGAGGUCCCUCGUUGCCUUCGUAUGAAAUAAUAUCAAGACACAAUAUUACAUCUUCAGACGUCAUGUUAGGAUGUCACACUCACUGCCAAGACAAAGAAGAAUGUGUUGGAUUCAACUACAGAACAACAAAAAAUUUUGAAAACUGCCAACUGACCUACGUUACUAAAAAGAAAGAAGAAACAAAAACGGGAGAUUGGAUACUGAUGCAAGAUGUUGAAGCGGAACUGCGUGUUUGGAAGCUUGUGGCUCGUUUUUCAAACAACGAUGGAAAAAAUUGGAUGAAAGAUGCCAAUUACUGGUUUGACAAAACGUCACCUAACGGAAGUACAACGGAUCCUUCCAUGAACGAGGACAUGAUAUCCAAAGCUUUUUGGCUUUCAGCUGCGAAUAACAUAAAAAUUACACGAAGUGAUGAUCCAACACAUACAGCAUUAUUACAAACAACCAACAAUUGUCUCAACGGAAAAACAUUUCGUCAGUUUAUCACUUCUUUUGGAAACUUUCGUAAUGGAACUGUCUGGUCGAACGACAAAUGUCUGGGUAGUUGUGCGAUCAAAUAUGGCGGGUUAUAUCAGAGCACGACUGGAUUUGGGAUGCAUAGUUGCAACGGUAAUAUUCAAAGCAGUAACUAUAUCGGGUUUUGGUGUAAUUGGGAUGCUGGUGAUGGUGCAGUGAUGAUGAUUGGUGGAGGUGGAAGUGGUUGCAGUAGAGCAGAUCAUGGGAUUGGAAUAACGGAAGAGAAUCACCCAAAGUUCGGUGGGAGCGACACUUACGCAGAUUUUGGCUAUGAGACAAAAGAAGCUAGGUAUAUCGAAAGCGACCUUCAAAGAUCAUACGCUUUAAAUUUGUGGGUCCGUUAAA
Molecule: messenger RNA, 1239 nt
Organism: Dendronephthya gigantea
Lineage: Eukaryota; Metazoa; Cnidaria; Anthozoa; Malacalcyonacea; Nephtheidae
Exons: 4
Coding region: 282-1238 (318 amino acids)
Source: RefSeq, a predicted model, not a curated record